This is a messenger RNA of Sesamum indicum (sesame), 1523 nucleotides long. RefSeq names its product BCL-2-associated athanogene 4 (gene BAG4). Gene Ontology annotation, cellular component: cytoplasm. The record is from RefSeq and is a predicted model, not a curated record. NCBI's taxonomy places the organism in Eukaryota, Viridiplantae, Streptophyta, Magnoliopsida, Lamiales, Pedaliaceae. Gene Ontology annotation, biological process: protein stabilization. Gene Ontology annotation, molecular function: protein-folding chaperone binding; adenyl-nucleotide exchange factor activity.
CUAUCACAUCCGGGACUGGGGAGCCUAAAGUCAACUACCAUCUCUCUUUUAUGUUUUAACUCGCAAACACAAAUGCACUCUACAAAACGCUCUCCUUUGUCGCACAAAUGAAGAGUCUGAAUCCAAGCCUGCAGGAAAACUGCAGCAGAAGAAAUGGAGUGAUCGGGCUCGGAUUAGUGCCCCCCACUGUUAAUAUCAAGGUUUCUCAUGGACUUAACCAAUAUGAAGUUGCUGUGCCAUCUAACUCCACUUUUGGUUAUCUCAAAUCUGUUAUUGCUCAAAAACUUGGUACGAAGCCUGAGAUGUAUAAACUCUUCUUCAGAGGUAAAGAAAAAGAAGAUGAUGAAGAUCUUCAAACGGCAGGUGUAAAGAACAACUCUGAGCUGUCACUUAAGGAGUACACGGUAAGUGAGCAGAAUGUCGCUGAAGAAGUUCAGGAAACAUGUGUAAUCUCAAAAAGCGGUGAAGCUGUUGCUGAAGUCAGGAAAGAGGUUGACAAGCUCGAGCAACAGGUUUUAGCAUUGCAAGCGGUCGUGGAUAGUGGAAAGAAGGUCGACGGUAAGGAAAUUAUUUACUUGACUGAAAUGCUUAUGAGGGAGUUGCUUAAGUUGGAUGGUAUUGAAGCUGAAGGAGAAGGGAGAGUUCAGAGAAAGAUGGAGGUGCGUCGAGUCCAGAGCCUUGUCGACACCCUGGAUGUCCUGAAGUCAAGAAACUCAUAUGCCUCUGACAAUAUGCAUAGGACUGUGCCUUCAACCACUCAGCGGGAGGUCUUUAACCCCAAUUGUGGAAGUAUUAGGUCUGUAACAUCUCCGUGGGAGACUUGUGAUCCUCGUGGAAGUUUUAGCCCCUCUUUUGCUAUGCCAUCAUCUGCGCCGUCCCCUACGCCAUAUGUUGCCCAUUCUACUGUGCCAUAUUAUGUCCCUCACCCUCCUAUGCCAUCUUCUACCCCUUCCGCUUAUGUUCCUUACCCUCCUAUGCCAUCUUAUGCUCAUUUCUCUAUGCCAUCUUCAUCAGAGGUAAAUCAGAAUUGGGAACACUUUGGCUAGUCCAUAUUUGGUUUGUGAAUCAUGAAAUUUCUUAUCUAAAGUGAAUUGAACAGUUGCUAUUCUGUAUUGCUUUGUUUGGAUUAUUGAUAUUUGGGAAAACUUCAAAAUUUGUCCAUAGCUUAAGUGUAAAUUUAUUAUGCCUUGAGAAGAGGGAUCUGAUUACUUCAUUUGAUUCAUGACUGAACUUUCUUCGGUUUCAAGAAUCUACUAUAUGACAGUAUCAAACCCAUAAAACUCUAAUGCAUUUAUUGAAAUCAAAUUUUCCGUGUUUUUAGCUGUUUCCACUAAGAGUUGUGCUAUUCCAUUUGAAUCUUGCCCUUUUGCCCUUGCUCUUUUAUGACAUUCUUAAUGCCGUUCCUUCUGACAUCCUUUGAAUUGCAUUGAACAAAUCCCCAUAUAGAGUAGUAACCCAAUUCCAUUGCGCACCACAAAUCAUAUCUACAAACCAGUGAAAAAAAGUUGAUAGGAAUAAAUGCU